CGCCAUGGGGGCCGUGCUGGGGGUCUGCUCUCUGGCCAGCUGGAUUCCGUGUCUAUGCAGUGGUGCAUCAUGUCUGCUGUGUCGAUGCUGUCCCAACAGCAAGAAUUCUACGGUGACACGUCUUAUUUAUGCCUUCCUGCUUCUCCUGAGCACUCUUGUUGCUUGCAUCAUGCUAGCACCAGGCAUGGAAGAGCAGCUGAAAAAGGUGCCUGGAUUUUGUGAUGAUGGCCUUCACACUCGACUGCCACACAUAAAGGGUUUUGUUCACUGCGAAGCUUUGGUUGGAUACAGGGCAGUCUACCGCGUCAGUUUUGCCAUGGCUGUGUUUUUCUUCCUCUUCUCCCUGCUUAUGAUACAAGUGAAAUCGAGUAAAGAUCCGAGAGCUGCUGUGCAUAAUGGGUUUUGGUUCUUCAAGAUUGCUGCAGUUGUUGGCAUCAUGGUUGGAGCCUUCUACAUUCCAGAGGGGCCUUUCACAAGAGCAUGGUUUGCCAUUGGCACUGCUGGUGCCUUCUGCUUCAUUCUCAUCCAGCUAGUACUGCUGGUAGAUUUUGCUCAUUCCUGGAAUGAAUCCUGGGUGGAAAAAAUGGAUGAGGGAAAUGCCAAGUGCUGGUAUGCUGCUCUGCUGUCGUGUACCGGCUUAAACUACAUCCUGUCUCUCAUUGCUGUUGUGCUGUUCUACGUCUUCUACACAAAGUCUGAUGGCUGCCCUGAAAACAAGUUUUUCAUCAGCUUUAAUAUGAUCCUCUGCAUUGCCGUCUCCAUCAUCUCCAUCCUCCCCAAGGUCCAGGAACACCAGCCCCGUUCGGGCCUUCUCCAGUCCUCCAUCAUUACACUGUACACCAUGUACCUCACUUGGUCAGCUAUGUCCAAUGAGCCUGAUCGCAGCUGUAACCCGAGCCUGUUGAACCUCAUCAGCCAAAUAGCCGCCCCUACUGCUGGCCCAGCAAAUGCCACUACUGUUCCUUCUCCGACGCCUGCGCCUCAAAAGUCCUUGCAGUGGUGGGAUGCGCAAAGCAUUGUGGGGCUCACCAUCUUUGUGCUUUGUCUCUUGUACUCCAGUAUCCGAUCCUCUAGCAACAGCCAGGUGAACAAGCUGACCCUGUCUGCAAGUGACAGUGUCAUCCUGGAUGAUGCCACGGGUACUGCCGGUGACGUCGAAGAUGGAGAAGUUCGGCGCGUCGCAGACAAUGAAAAGGAUGGCGUCCAGUACAGCUAUGCCUUUUUCCACUUCAUGCUGUUUCUUGCCUCCUUGUAUAUCAUGAUGACUCUCACCAAUUGGUACAGCCCUGAUGCUGACUUCAAAACUAUGACAAGCAAGUGGCCAGCUGUGUGGGUGAAGAUCUCCUCGAGCUGGGUCUGUCUUGCCCUUUAUGUCUGGACCUUGGUAGCGCCUCUUGUCCUUACCAGUCGGGACUUCAAUUGAAAGACAGGAUGGAAACGAAGCUCCUCUCUGCUGAAA
Molecule: messenger RNA, 1459 nt
Organism: Euleptes europaea (tarantolino)
Lineage: Eukaryota; Metazoa; Chordata; Lepidosauria; Squamata; Sphaerodactylidae
Gene: SERINC3
Product: serine incorporator 3
Exons: 10
Coding region: 5-1423 (472 amino acids)
Cellular component (GO): membrane
Source: RefSeq, a predicted model, not a curated record